Molecule: messenger RNA, 4197 nt
Organism: Brachypodium distachyon (stiff brome)
Lineage: Eukaryota; Viridiplantae; Streptophyta; Magnoliopsida; Poales; Poaceae
Exons: 3
Coding region: 1-4197 (1398 amino acids)
Source: RefSeq, a predicted model, not a curated record
AUGGAGGAGGACAUGUCCUACUUUGUCGUCUACGCCUGGAUGGAGAAUCCGGACGAAAUUCCGAAGGAAGUGACGCUCGACAUCCCCGAACCGCCCGCGCUCGGCCUGCCGGGCCAGCUGGCGGACGGCCUCAUCGACGUGUUCGACGACUACCUCGACUCUGACAACCCCAACCCACCGGAGCUGCUCAGCCACACUGUCCUCAUUCACCUCGACUCGUUGCUGAUCUUGCCCCCGCAUCAAGGCAACUCUUCCAGGCGCGGCCGUCGGAGUGAUAGGGUCCAGGCCUAUCGCUUCUGCUGGGCCAGGAGACGCUUGGAUGGCACGGCGGACAUCGUUGAGGAGAUGCAGCCUUCCGUCUUCAUGAGGUUGGGUUGCUCUGGCGAUCUGGGCUGCCACCGGGAAGUCUCGGCCCAGCUCGCCUCGACACGCGCGCCAUCCCCUUCGGUGGGGGAAUCUUUCCGCUCCUCCGACGCUGCCCUGCUGCCCCCGCCGUACGUCCCUGUUAUGCUGCCGCUCCCUGAGGCCUCCGCGCAGGCCGACCUCCCGCCGGUCGUGCCCGCGCCCUCGCCGGCUCCAGCUCCCCCGCUGGCUCCAGCGGCGCCGGCUCCUUCGCCGAUCCUGGUUCCCGUCGUCCUGCUGCCGGAACCAACCGCGCUGGUGGAUCCACCUGCGCCGGUGGUGCGAGCUGCGGCACCGCCUCCCACUCCCGUCGUGGUGCCUCACAUGGUGCCCCAUGAGUCUGCUGCACCGCCUCUCGCCCCUGCCGUGGUGGCCGACGUGGCUGCCACAGCUGCGACCCUAGCCGGCUCCCCCUCGCUCGCCGACUUCCUCCAUAGGGUGGCUGAGGCCGUGACGCCGGGCCUGCUGCAGCUCGCUCGCCCCGCCGCUGGGCCUGUGCCACCGAGAAAGAGCAAGAAGCCCUCCCCCAAGCCAGUCCGUCGAAGCUGCCGUCUUGCGAGCAAGAAGCUGCCAGCCUUCGAUGAUGUGUUGUCAAGGGUCAAACGUCUGAUUUGCAAGAAGCUGGGCGUGAUAUUUGACGAGGCUGCCUCCGACGACGCUGCCAUGUUGUCUCGGUAUGCCGCCUCGUUCGAGAAGCCUCUCUCUGAGGUGCAGAUUGCGGCUCUCACGGCCCUGGCGCAGCGCGGAGCUGAGAAGACCAAGAAGGCGUGGGUGCCGGCCGUGGAUCGUUCGUCUGACUACAAUUUCUGGGUGGUGAAUAUUUAUGGCCCUCAAGGCACUCAAGAGAAGAGGAACUUUCUUGCUUUGCUGCGUCAGUUCGUCCUCCCUAUAACGCUGCCCCUCCUGCUCGCCGGGGAUUUUAAUCUAAUUGCGAGAGCUGCUGACAAAAACAACACCAACAUUAAUCGCGGCCUUCUCAAUGCCUUCAGGAAGUUUAUCAGCGAUCACGCUCUUCAGGAGAUGCGGUUCCAUUUUGAAAAAAUUUGGGUUCAUCGGGAGGGCUUUUUGGAGACUGUUGCUGCUGCCUGGUCUGCUGUGCCUCUGGAGCCGAAUGCCUACGCUACUUUGCAUCUGAAAUUGUCUGAAGUUGCCAAGGCUCUGUCUCGUUGGAGCACUAAUUUCAGGGCUGACCUGAAUUUGCAAUCUGUGAUUAUUAAUGAAAUGGUCUUCAUGUUGGACAAGGCUGGGGAUGCGAGGCCCCUAUCGGCUGAUGAGCUUGUGUUCCGCCGCCAUCUGAAGCUUCUUCUUCUGGGAAUUGCCUCGCUGGAGCGAUCCAUUUGGCGGCAACGCUCUCGAUUCCUAUGGAUCAAGCACGGGGAUGCUAAUACUAAACUCUUUCACUCCAAGGCUUCCGCGAGGAGGCGUCGAAAUUUUAUUCCGGCUCUUGUCAGCGGCGACAUGAGGAUUUGUGACCCCGAGGAAAAGAUCACUAUGCUGCACUCUCAUUUCAAUGCCAUCCUCGACUGUUCUGAACCACGUUUGCGCUCUUUGAAUCUCGAUGAGCUGCAGCUUCCGAAUGACGACCUGCAUGAUCUCGUGCUUUCCUUCCAACCUGAGGAGGUGAGAAAGGUUAUCAUGGACCUGAAUCCGGACAAGGCGCCCGGGCCCGACGGGUUCACUGCUAAAUUCUUUCAAACCUGUUGGCACAUCAUUCACCUUGACAUUUUGGCGGCGUUGCAACUAUUCUGGGAAGGAAAUGGUCAGGAUUUUCAGUUUCUGAACUCGGCGUCGACGGUCCUCCUGUCCAAGUCGGAAGAGGCUUGCUCCCCUGCUCACUUCAGACCGAUAAGUCUCAUUCACAGCUUCGUCAAACUCGUCGUCAAGCUGCUCGCGCUUCGUCUGAGGCCCCACAUGCCUCUUCUUGUUAGCCCUUGCCAGAGUGCUUUUAUUCAUGGGAGGAGUAUUCAUGAUAACUUCUCCUAUGUUAACACCUCGAUCAGGAGACUGCACAGCUUGGGUUAUGCUGCCAUCAUGCUGAAAUUGGACAUCUCUAAAGCUUUUGACUCCGUUUCAUGGGAUUUCUUGCUGCAUCUCCUCCAGCACCUUGGGUUCCCUGCCCGAUGGCGUCUAUGGCUUUGUGUGCUGCUUCGUUCGGCCUCCACCAGAAUUGUGGUCAAUCAGCAGCUGUCGGAUUUUAUUUGGCACCGGCGAGGCCUCCAGCAGGGCGACCCCCUCUCGCCGCUGCUCUUUGUGCUAGUCAUGGAUUGUCUUAGGGCACUGAUUAUGGCUGCAGAAGGUUUUGGGCUCUUGCUCCCGAUUGGACGGCCUCCUAUUGCUUCAAGAUUGUCUUUAUUUGCGGAUGAUGCCGUCAUGUUCAUCAACAACUCUCCUAACGAAGCAACCCACGCUGCUGCCAUUAUUGGUUUGUUUGGUGAUACGACUGGUCUUCAUGUUAAUUUGGCAAAAAGCUCCAUCUUUCCGAUCCGUUGCCCGGGGCCGGAUGAGCUCCAGAAUAUCGUUGCUGCGCUGCCGUGUGCCCUCAAUUCAUUUCCGUGUUCUUAUUUGGGCAUGCCACUCUCCGCUUCCAGGCUGCGAAGGGCUGAUUUUCAGCCGCUCAUUGACAAGGUUGCGAAGAAGCUCAGCGGGUGGAACGGGCAGUUUCGCUCAUCGGCUGGCAAGCUCACCCUGGUCACCUUUGUCCUCUCAGCUAUCCCGACCUAUCACAUGAUCGCGAUUCAUCAACUGGCGUGGGUUAUUAAGCAGAUUGAUAAGUUGAGAAGAUCUUUCCUAUGGUCCGGCACCGAUCACUGCUCUGGGGCUAAAUGCCUUGUCGCUUGGAGGAAGGUUUGUGUUCCAAGACAAUUUGGGGGCCUUGGCAUCCAGGACCUCGCCUUGCAUGGCCGUGCUCUCCGUGUUCGUUGGCUAUGGCUUGGGUGGGGUGGGGCUGACCCGCUCCGCUUCCGCUUCUUUGCGAAGGACAGCUGUUCCAGGCCGGGACUGUUUUCAAGCUUGGGAACGGUCGAAGAUGCUCCUUCUGGCACGACCCUUGGGCUGAUGGCGCCUCUCUCAAAGAGUUGUUUCCGACGGUUUUCGCUCAUUCUAAUGGCAGGAUGCUCUCGGUGGAUUGCCGCUAUCAAGAGAGACCCGAGCCCGAAAGUUCUUGUCGAUUUCGUCAGGCUUUGGCAGAAGCUGCAGCUCGUCGUCCUCUCUGACGAUGAGGAUGAGAUUAGGUGGAAGUUCUCGGCUUCUGGAGCUUAUUCAGCUGCCUCCGCGUACAGAAUUCAAUUCCAUGGCCGCACGCGGUCCUCAUUUGCAAAUGUGCUAUGGAAGCCUCGGAUCCCUCCCAAGAUCAAGUUCUUUGCGUGGAUUGCUUCUCAAGGGAGAUGUCUCACUGCUGAUCGGCUGGCCAUCCAAGGUAUCCUGCAUGAUCCGCUCUGUCCUUUCUGCCGUGUUGUCAAUGAGACGGCGCCGCAUAUCCUUCUUGACUGCCCCUUCGCGCGGGGUUUCUGUGCCUCCCUCGCCGUCAAGCUGCACUUCCAGUUCGCCGCCCCUUCGCAGCCUGACGCUGCUUCGUUGUCUUGGUGGCAGAGGGCCUCGGCUUUGCUGCCCUCCGCCGCUGCCAGGGAGCGUCUCAACUCCUUCGUCAUGCUUGCCUGGCGGUUCCUUUGGCUCGAGAGGAACGCAAGAGUUUUUCAAAAUCGCAGUAGAAGCCUUGCCCAAUUGAGUGAUGCCGCCUUCGACAAGCUCUUGGCCUGGAAGAGGGCCGGUUGUAAGGGUGUUGUUGAUUUAGGAUGA